Molecule: messenger RNA, 2002 nt
Organism: Cantharellus anzutake
Lineage: Eukaryota; Fungi; Basidiomycota; Agaricomycetes; Cantharellales; Hydnaceae
Product: calponin homology domain-containing protein
Exons: 18
Coding region: 1-1863 (620 amino acids)
Biological process (GO): actin filament bundle assembly; actin cytoskeleton organization
Cellular component (GO): actin filament bundle; cortical actin cytoskeleton; cell junction
Molecular function (GO): calcium ion binding; actin lateral binding
Source: RefSeq, a predicted model, not a curated record
AUGGACUCGAUUCAGGAACGGACAUUCUGCAAAUGGCUUAACACGAAGCUAGAAACCCACGGUUAUCCACCGAUGAUAUCUUUGAUGACAGAUCUUUCCGACGGGGUGCGACUGAUACAGCUUAUGAUUAUCCAAGGCGACGUUUCUCUGGGAAAAUACAACAAAUCUCCGCGAAUGCGCAUCCAGAAAGCCGAAAAUGUCACCAAAGCGUUGGACUUUAUCGCCUCUCGGGGUGUGAAGCUCACGAACAUAGGGCCAGAGGACAUAAUUGAUGGGAAUCUCAAACUGAUCUUAGGCAUGAUAUGGACUCUGAUUCUCCGGUUCACAAUAGCUGACAUCAGGAAAGUAAAUUGUGAGGAGGGUCUCUCGGCAAAGGAGGGUUUGCUUCUUUGGUGCCAAAGACAAACGGCUCGGUAUCAAGAAGUUGAUGUUCAAGACUUCACCUACAGUUGGACGGACGGACUGGCUUUAUGUGCAUUGAUUCAUCGACAUCGUCCCGAAUUGCUCGAUUACCACGCAUUGGAUUUUAACGACCACCAUGGGAACACUCGGAAAGCAUUACAAGUGGCCCAAGGUUUCCUAGGCAUUCCUCAAUUGCUCGAAGUCGAAGAUCUUUGUGAUGCCCGGCCACCAGAUGAACGUAGCGUAAUGACCUAUGUUGCCGGUUUCUUCCAUGCCUUCUCCUCCAUGGAUCAGGCAGAGACGGUGUCUAGACGAGUAGAGAAGUUUGCGGAUCUUAUGAUGUCAGUGUGGGCUAGCCGUAAUGACUAUGAAGCUCGAAUACGAACUCUUUUGGCCGCCAUGAGGGAGAAACAAGAUGAGUGGAAGCAGGUCAUGAUAGAGGGAACAUACGCUACGGCGAUGAAACGCUCAGCUGAUUUUGUGGAGUACAAACAGACUGUCAAGCGAGGCUGGGUUACGGAAAAGCAAGAUCUGGCUUCUUUAUUGGGAAACAUUCAGACAAAGCUGAAGACGUACAACCUUCGGCCAUACCAGCCGCCUUCUGGGCUCGGGAUAGAGUUGCAGGAUCUUGAUGUUUCUUGGACUCGUCUCCUGGAAGCUGAGAAAAAUCAAUCGAAGAAGAUAAACAGUCACAUUCGGAACAUUAAGGAGGCAUUGCGUCAUAAGUUUGCACGCGCUGCCAGCGAGUUUGAACGCAAGCUCCGGACGAUAUCACUGCAUCUGUCGUCAAUGACGGGGCCGUUGGAGAGCCAGCAAGACCAAGUUGAACAGAUACAGCAUGAUCUUGCGCCACUGAAUGGCGCCCUUGACAAUAUCGCCGAGAUUGAAGAAGAACUCCGCCAAGCAAACAUUGAGGAGAACGAUCACACGGUCUUUACACAUGCAGACCUCGAAUUCGAGUUGAAGCUUGUUCAGCAAACUGUAGUCAAAAAGAUCAAGUUUCUAGACAACCAAAUUGUUGCCCGAAAUAUGUCUAAUCUGACACCGGCACAACUGGAGCAAUUCGAAAGCACGUUCCGCUACUUCGAUAAAAACGGAAAUAAUACCCUGAGCGUCGAUGAGAUGGUCGCUGCCCUUGCUAGCCUAGGGAUUGCGUGCCCAGAUGAAGAGGUUAUGGAGAUUCACGACCAGCUCGUUAAGGAAUAUGGAGAUGUCACAUUCGAAGCAUUCAUCAAUCUCAUGGUCGAGAUAACGGAAGAUCAGACGUCUCCUGAUCAACUUCGGGAUGCGUUCAGAGGUCUCGCAUAUGACAAGGAAUACGUGACAGAAGUUGAUCUCAAAGCAGGGAUGCUGCCGCAAAACGCCAUCGAUUAUCUUCGGGAGGCUAUGCCAAAAGCUGCAAACGCGAUGGAUCAGGAAGGCUAUGAUUAUGAAGCUUGGCUGGAUCAAGUUUUCCAUUGAAGAGGAUCUGUGUGGCCAACGAGGCGACAAUCUAGUCGCUGCUGUUAAGAUUUUGAAGAUAAUGUUUCAUCACUAAUAUUGUGACUUCCCUUACCUCGAGCGAUGCGUUUCUUUGCGCAGUAUACCCACGUUACGUGCG